This is a messenger RNA of Salvia miltiorrhiza (redroot sage), 4113 nucleotides long. RefSeq names its product probable LRR receptor-like serine/threonine-protein kinase At3g47570. NCBI's taxonomy places the organism in Eukaryota, Viridiplantae, Streptophyta, Magnoliopsida, Lamiales, Lamiaceae. Gene Ontology annotation, biological process: protein phosphorylation. Gene Ontology annotation, molecular function: receptor serine/threonine kinase binding; protein kinase activity; ATP binding. The record is from RefSeq and is a predicted model, not a curated record. Bases 405 to 4010 code for a protein of 1201 amino acids. The transcript is spliced from 5 exons.
AGCUAUCCAUUUAAUGUGCAGGGUGUUUUCGCGUGUAGAGAUUGUGUCAUAGAUCAUACUCCAACAUUUGGAUGCCUUCAUCUUGCUUUAGUUGUGCAGAGGUUCAAUCCACUUUGCACUUGUUUCGUUUGUUGUCUGACAAGAUGUUUGUGUAUUACAGAAUGAUAUUGGAUUCGAAUACCAUGAAAGUGUAAUGAUUUUUGAAAGAAAAAGGAAGAAGCAGAAGCUGCAUCCUCUUCAGAGCUUGGUAGAAGUCUCAUCUCAAAUCCUGAUUUCCUAACGCUAGCUUCUUCUUCAGCCACUCUUUUUUUCUGAUCCCUAAGCUCCAUAUCUGCAGGAAAAGAAGGUCUGAGUUAUUCCAAAAAGAAGCUUGCACGUGUCAUCCAGUUUGAAGCCGGCCCAACAUGGUGAAACCUUGUUGCUUCUUCAUUCACGUUGCAGUUGUGUUAUCAAGAAUUUGCACAAUCUGCUCAGCCAAAACACUAGCUACAGAUGAAGAUGCUCUUGUUUCCUUCAAAACCGCCAUCAUCUCAGACCCUUACGAAAUCUUGAAGAAAAACUGGUCUACUGAUGCAUCUGUGUGCAGCUGGAUUGGCGUCUCUUGCAGCGAUGGAAGAGUGAUGGCCCUCAAUGUCUCCGGCUUUGGCUUUCAAGGCCCUAUUGUUCCCACUCUUGGAAACCUCACAUCCCUCGAGUCUUUAGUGCUUACUGAUAACAACUUCACAGGCUCCAUACCCCAAGACCUGUCUAAGUUGAGCCAUCUCAGAGUCUUUGAAGCUGGAUUCAACCAACUCAGUGGGGAGAUACCGUCAUGGCUGGGAAGCUUGAGGGAGCUAGAGAGUGUUCGUCUCAAUGGAAACGCCUUCUCUGGCAGCAUCCCGCGGUCAAUAGGUAACAACACUAAGCUGAGGAUUCUGAACCUGGCCUACAAUUCUCUUGGUGGAGUCAUCCCACUAGAGAUUGGCAAUCUCUCGUUCUUGACAACAUUAGACCUCAAGUACAAUGGCCAGAUUGCAGAUUCUAUCCCAGAUGGAAUAUUCGAGCUGCCUAGAAUCGAAGGGAUCGAUCUGACAGCUAACAGUCUAUCUGGUGAGCUCCCAAACAGCAUGUGUAACAACGUGCCUCAACUGAGUGGACUUCAUAUCUCUGCAAACCUACUUGGUGGGAACAUUCCGUUUGGUAUCCACAACUGCAGCAGGCUGCGAGAUUUGUCCUUGUCCUAUAACAAUUUCAAUGGCAGCAUACCGAGUUCAAUCGGAUUGUUAGCCAACCUUGAAACCUUGUAUCUGGGGUCCAACUCCUUCCAUGAUGGGGGGAUUCCACCGGACAUACGCAACCUCUCGCGUUUGCAGGUGCUCAGUCUACAACAUGCGUCUCUGACGGGGCAAAUCCCAUCUUAUAUCUUCAACAUGUCCUCUCUCGAGAUGUUGGAUCUCUCAAACAACACUCUCUCGGGAGGCCUUCCGAGUGGUGGUGCACCUAAACUUGAGCAGCUGUUUCUUGGCUCCAAUCGGUUAAGUGGCCGAGUUUCAGACAGAAUAUGCAACUGCAGAAGCCUCUAUUUGAUUUCAUUGUACAACAACAACUUCACGGGCAACAUACCUAAGUGUCUUGCAAAUCUUACCGCUCUAAAUUACCUAUUUCUAGGCACAAACAACUUCACAGGUGAGUUACCUGCUGAGCUAGGUAGCCUUAAUCUGGUGCAAAUCUCUGUCUCUGUCAACGGGUUAUCUGGUGGCAUCCCAAUCUCUAUCUUCAACAUAUCAUCAAUGAAGGAGAUGGAUUUUUCAAUGAAUCACUUCACUGGGAAGCUUCCUUCAACAAUGGGGCUUUCACUUCCCAAUCUACAACGGCUUUUUUUGGGCGACAACAAACUCAGUGGACCAAUUCCAAGCUCCAUCGCCAAUGCUUCUAGUCUUGUUGUCCUGGCUAUGACCUCCAACUCUUUCAGUGGCGUAGUACCCCAUUUUGGUGAUCUAAGACUCUUGCAACGCCUUUUUAUGGGAGAGAAUAAUCUAACAGGAACAUCUUUCUUGUCUUCUUUAUCAAACUGCCAAUUAUUGACUGAAGUAGAAUUUUCACUCAAUCAGCUCAAUGAUAUGCUUCCUGCUUCAAUAGGCAACUUCUCUGCUACUUUUCAGAUUUUCAGAGCGUUUGGAUGUGGAAUCACAGGUUCCAUUCCUGCUGAAAUUGGCAACUUGAUCAACUUACGUGACUUGUAUUUGGACAGCAACGAGCUAACAGGAUCCAUACCAAGCACACUGGGAAAUCUAAGCCAACUCAUACGCGUAUAUCUCGAGUACAACAAGCUUCAAGGGUACAUCCCCGGAUACCUUUGCCAGUUAAGCCGUUUGGGGGACUUGUACGUGAGCCAUAACAUGCUCCAUGGGCACAUCCCUACGUGUAUUGGUGAAAUGAAAACUUUGAGAAGAUUAUACAUCGACUCUAAUAAGUUGGAAGGCAAUGUACCAUCCACCUUAUGGCAGCUCAAUGAUCUAGUGGCCUUGAAUUUGUCCACAAACAGUUUGAAUGGCUCUCUGCCGUCUGAGAUAGGAAAUUUGAGGGCUAUGACGGAUUUGGACUUGUCGUGGAAUCAGUUCUCAGGCGGCGUCUCUAGCUCUAUAGAUAGAGCAGAGUCGUUGGUUGUGCUAUCUUUGGCACAUAACAAGUUUCAAGGGCCUAUUCCUGAAUCAAUCGGUAAGUUGAGAGGCUUGGAAUCAUUAGAUAUCUCGUUUAAUGCUUUUUCCGGUUCUAUACCUAAAUCACUCGAGGACCUCCCCUACCUCAAGUACUUGAAUCUCUCUCACAACAGACUCGAAGGGGAGAUUCCUGAAGGAGGUUCUUUUGCUAACUUCACUGAUGAAUCGUUCGUAGAAAACUAUGGUUUGUGUAGUGAGACUCGUAUGGUGCAGCUACGCGUCCCACAUUGUGGACAGAGGUCCAAGAGUGUGCACUCUUGGAUCUGGUACAUCAAGUAUGUGAUGCCUCCUUGCCUACUUGCCCUUAUUAUGCUGAUCAUCGCUCUCGUUUUACUGAUGAAAAGACGAAGACCAAGGAUGAAAGAGCAGCCACAAGACGAACUUUCAAUGCUUCGUGCAUGGAGAGGAAGCUCCUACUUAGAGAUGCAGCGGGCGACAGAUGGAUUCAGUGAGAGCAACAUACUAGGAAGAGGAAGUUUUGGGACAGUGUACAAAGGAACUCUGUUAUCUGGCUUAACUGUUGCAGUGAAAGUUUUCAACUUGCAGUCUGAGAAAGUGGGCAAGAGCUUUGAUACAGAGGUAGAGGUGUUGAGCUCGAUUCGGCAUAGGAAUCUGAUCAAGAUAAUCGGCUGCUGCAGCAGUGAGGACUUCAAAGCUUUGCUCUACGAGUACAUGCCUAAUGGCAGCCUUGAGGAAUGGCUGCAUUCCAGUGAUGAGCGCUUCUUGGACUUGCAACGACGAGUGGGCGUGGCCCUGGACAUCGCGUCUGCCUUGGAAUAUCUUCAUGUUGGCCUCACAUCCCCCAUUGUUCACUGCGAUUUGAAACCGAGUAAUGUGCUGCUGGACAAAGAUAUGACGGCGCGUGUGGGUGAUUUCGGUAUAGCCAAGCUGUUUGGAGAGGGAAACUUGAUGGCUCAAACCAGAACCUUAGCUACCAUUGGAUAUAUGUCUCCAGAAUAUGGUGCUCAAGGCAUCGUGUCCACCGGCGGCGACGUAUACAGCUUUGGCAUAAUGUUGCUGGAGUUGUGCACUAAUAAAAGGCCUACGGACGAUAUGUUCGGCGACGAAAUGAGCUUGAAGUCAUGGGUGAGCCUUGCUUUGCAUAGGAACGCGAUAGUUGAAGUCGUGGACACGACUUUGCUAGAAGGAGAAGAGAAGGAUUUCUUAGCGAAUGAGCAAUGCUUGGCAUCUCUUUUGAGUUUGGCAAUGGAAUGCUUAGCCACUUCACCUUUGGAUAGAAUCAAAAUACGUGAAGUUGUAGUCAACUUGGACUAUAUUAGAACUAUGUUUAUGGCAAAGACCAAGGAAUAAACAAGCAUAUAUACAACAAUGUUUGAAAAGUAUCCAUUAAAAAUUUAAAAUAAAUGUGUUCAAAUUUACCAAUGUAAGUUUAUCUGAAGUGUGUUAUGUAUCA